Molecule: messenger RNA, 3453 nt
Organism: Alligator mississippiensis (American alligator)
Lineage: Eukaryota; Metazoa; Chordata; Crocodylia; Alligatoridae
Product: C-type lectin domain family 12 member B
Exons: 6
Coding region: 397-1131 (244 amino acids)
Molecular function (GO): signaling receptor regulator activity
Source: RefSeq, a predicted model, not a curated record
UAAAGCUUGCAUACCACUCUGUGCGUGAGCCCUGAAUCUGCAACUCAGGAUUGAUAGCUUCCUCUUUAGCAAACUAACUGCAGAAGUUACAGAAGCUAGUCUGUACUUUCCUCAGCAGUGGCAGACAGAACAAAAGAAAGGAUUCAAUGGUCAAAAGACAGCAGAGGGGACAGGAAGGGGUAAGAGUGCAAUGAUAAGGGAGAAGAUUUUUCUCCUUUGUAACCCUGUGUGAGUGGAAGCCUUUGGCUAGACUGUUCUGACAUCCGAGUUCAUUUGUACUAGAUAUAUACCAAUGCAUUAAAAGGAACCUGCGCUCAGAAGUUUCUUCCUAAUCAGCUUCAGAAACUCUACAUUCUACAUUCUGUAUUGAAACAUAAGCUUCCCUCGACACCAGACAUGACAGAGGAAAUAACAUAUGCAGAUCUGAAAUUUCAAGAGCCUUACCCUCUGGAAAAUAUCACAGAGCCUGAAUAUACAGAGAAAGAAGCAUGUCCCAAUUUAUCCUCCAAAUGGCGUGUGGCUGCAUUGACUUCAAUCACCCUGUGCCUGCUAUUGCUGGUAGGGCUGGCAGCCCUGGCGGUCCUGUUUUUCCAGGCUACCAAGGAUAAAGAGAGAGAAGCUGAAGAAGUCAAGCAAAUGAAGGAAGUUCUGCAAACAAAUUUCUCAAAGUUGCAAGAAAUAAGAAAGAGUUUGUGUCUGGAAGGGGAAAAGGAGAAGAAAAAUAAUGGAGUCAGCUGCCCACUGUGCCCUGCACACUGGCAGUGGAGAGGAGGAAAUUCCUGUUACUAUGUUUCUACAAACCAGGUCACAUGGGGUGAGAGUCAGAAGUCGUGCUCCAUGUGGAAUUCCACCCUUGUCCUGGUGAAAGAUAAGGCAAAGGAGGAAUUUCUAAAAAAUCAGUUUCCAAAACUCAAUUAUUGGAUUGGAUUAUCAUAUAAGGAACAGAGGAAUGGCUGGUUUUGGGAGGACAAUGUAACUUUUAUAAACCUGCACCCACAAAAGUACUAUCCAUGUGCAUAUUUUGCUUCAUGGUAUAUUGAUUACAGUAAAUGUGAAACCAAAUGUAACUGGAUCUGUGAGAAGGCAGUCUUCCAGCUGAAUCUAACAGAUAGCCAUCAUAAGGAAGAUUAAUUUUCAGUGUACUAAUGAUUAUUUAUUGGUGAUUGCAACAUCCUCUCUACAUUGGACAUUUAUCCUGCUAUAGCUAACAGACAACUAGCACUUAGAAGAUGGAUUUCUUGCUGAAAUUAUUAUUUAUUAGCAAAGCAGCGCACUCUGUCUUAUGCUGGUUUACUUUUAUAACUGAAAAGCUUUCAAAAUCUGUGUUGAAUGAGUCACUCUUGGUAUAUCUGUUGUCAUUGUUGGAUUCUAUCUGAUAAUCACAUUCCUGAAGGAGCCGACACAGCAUGGAAUAUAUAUAACCCCAUAGAGAAUGUGCUAGACUUGUUAGUCCACAUCUGUAAUGAUUAACAGCUGUCAAACUGAAAUUGCAAAUGCCACAGAAGUAGGCUGACCAUAUGGAAAUCCCAGGAAUCCAGGACAUCAUCUGGGUAAAAUGGGACACUUCCCUCUGCUCCCAAUCCCCCGGGUGCUCUCAAAAGUAAGCAGGGGCAGGGAUGCAUGCCAGGCAGGCGGCAGUGCAAGGCAUUCCACACUACUCUGACUCAUGACCAGACUGUGCCCCAUGUCCCUGUGUUUCCAGGACACCCAUUAUAAUUUCCAACUGCCAGCCAAGACCAGCUUCAGAAACCUGAGACUGUCCCAGUUAAAACAGAACAUAUGGUGACCCUAUGGAGAAGUCAUGGACUGAUGUAAUUUGGAUAUUUAAAGAACUAUGAAGUCUUAGCUUGCUCAUCACAAAAAAAAAACACCUCACUACAAUUGUUUCCUAUGGCCUAUUUCCUGGAGAUAAUAUAUAAGGCAACUUUAUGAAACUCAAGUGAGGAGACUUUGGCCACCCCAGUUCUGAAGUCUGCUCCAUAGUCCUGGUAAACGAUCUGCUACAAAUCAUUUCCCAGUCACUGAACUAACCUUUUUGCUUCUGCACAGGUAUUUAACAUACUGCGCACACCCUCACACAAUCCUAAGCAAACUCUCCACCUCUUCACUACUUACACUCACCAAUAUCACUUACGAAUCCAUCCUCAUGGAGUCAAAUUAUGCAAAGCUUGAUGUUUAAAUCUUUCCUGAAGUUACUUCUCUUUUUUAAUCAUUUUGUUGGAAGGAAAGCAUGAAAAUUAUAUAUAUUAAUUUCUCAUUAGAUAUCCACUACCUGUUAUAGUGUAAAGGCAAUUCAGAAGACAUUCUGAAUGUGUUCUAUAGAAAACCUUUGGCACUCAGACAGGGAACCUGCAUUUUUAAAUGGACUAGAGAACCGUAGGACCAAAUUCUGUUUUAUUUAUGCAAAUUAAAACAAGAAGAAUAAAAGGAUUUCUGCAAUGGUCUGUGCCUAGGACUAUUCUUGAAAUCACUCACAGCUAUCAGGUGAUGAAGAAGAUACCUGAUCAUUCACACUUGUUUUUGGACUGUACCAGGGUUAUUCCUUCUGUGCUUCACAGGUCUUGCAUAUUUCCAGACUCAGCCUAGGGCAGUGGUCUCCAACCCUUUUAAAUAGGAAAUCACCUUUGGCAUUUAAAAGCAACCAAAGAUCUGCUGUUCACUUCCACCACCCCAUCUCCUUCCCACUUCCUCCCCCCCCCACCAGCCAGCAGGUAAGUCUUUGGGGAGGGAAGGGGGGGGGGGCAGAUAGAGGCUGAGGAAAAAAAAAUAUUUAGGGGUACGCCUCCGCAGCAGGCAAGUCUGUGGGGGAAGGGGCAGGGCAGAUGGAGGCCCCAGCCCUAGCCCCCUUCCUCCCUCACCAUGGGGGGCUCAAUCUGGCCCUUGCCCCAGGCUGGGCUGGGGGUGGGGUGCACACGUGCAUGUAUGCGGGCACUCAGCCCCCCACCCCAGCCUCAGAUCAACUCCAGGAGGCUCUGAGAUCUACCGGUAGAUCAAAAUCCACUGAUUGGUGACCACUGGCCUAGGGUGUUGGAGCUACUUGAACAAGGAUUAGGUGGUUUGGGCUGUAUAGAUUCCUCCUGUUUGACCCCAGUGUUAGGGAUAGAUUAGCACACCUGAGAUGACAAUUUCUGAUCUCUUCAUGGGGGGACUGAACAUUCAAUGUGAAGGGGCCUCAUCUCUGGAAUUUUCCACCUCAAUGAUCUACCUGGGGACUCAUCUACAAAACAAAAUGGCUGUGUAGACACUAGGGCAGAAUGGACGGAAAUGGGGUAGGCAUUAAAUGUAGAGUUUAGUUUCUUAGCAUAUUUGUGUAUAAUUUUGCAUUGGAUUCGUUUUAUAAUCCUGUAAAUAGAUAUAUGUUGUUUUAUCUGUAUUUCUUGUAUUUUAUAUGCUGUAUAAUUGUAGCGGUGCAGGCUUUUACAAAUAAAAAUAUUAUUUACUAUUUCUAUGAAA